UCGUGGAAAUGACGUCAUUGACAGCAAGAUGAAAUACGGAAAUUAGAAAUGGCUGCGAUGGGUAGUGGACGGGGAACUAUGGAUUCCCAAAAUCAAGUGCAAAGUGAUACUGUAGAUCGUUUAAAAUUGCUUUAUCCUAACGUGAACGAAGAUGAAACACCUUUACCAAGAGCGUGGAGUACUAAGGACAAAUUCAGCUACAUUGGUUUAUCGCAAAAUAAUCUUCGAGUCCAUUACAAAGGUCAUGGCAAGACUCAUAAGGAUGCAGCGAGCGUGCGGGCCACGCACCCUAUCCCGGCGUCGUGUGGGCUCUAUUACUUCGAGGUCCGCAUCGUGUCCAAAGGCCGCGACGGCUACAUGGGCAUCGGGCUCUCCGCUCACGGCGUCAAUAUGAACCGCUUACCUGGCUGGGACAAGCAUUCGUACGGGUACCACGGCGACGACGGCCACUCCUUCUGCUCGUCCGGCACGGGCCAGCCGUACGGGCCCACCUUCACCACUGGUGACGUCAUCGGCUGCGGAGUCAACCUCGUAGACAACACCUGCUUCUACACGAAGAACGGGCACCAUCUAGGCAUCGCGUUUCGUGGCUUGCCGCCGAACCUGUACCCGACGGUGGGGCUGCAGACGCCCGGCGAGGUGGUGGACGCGAACUUCGGGCAGCAGCCCUUCGUGUUCGACAUCGAGGACAUGCUGCGCGAACUGCGCGCGCGCACCCGCCUCGCCAUCGACGACUUCCCGCUGCCCGACGAGGCGCGCUGGCAACAGGUGCUGCACAGGAUGGUGUCGUCGUACCUGGUGCACCACGGCUACUGCGGCACGGCGCAGGCGUUCGCGCGCGCCACCGCACAGCCCAUCGUCGAGGACAUCGCUUCCAUCAAGAACAGGCAGCGGGUAUCCAAACUGGUGCUGGCGGGCCGCAUCGGCGAGGCCAUCGAGCUGACGCGGCGGCUGUACCCCGGCCUGCUGGAGCGCGACCAGGACCUGCUGUUCCUGCUCAAGUGCCGCCAGUUCGUCGAGAUGGUCAACGGCUCGGACUCCGAGGUAACGUUACUUGCAGACUCCAGCGUCAAGUACGAAGCAUCACUGGUGCUGGGACUCAUCGGCGAGGCCAUCGAGCUGACGCGGCGGCUGUACCCCGGCCUGCUGGAGCGCGACCAGGACCUGCUGUUCCUGCUCAAGUGCCGCCAGUUCGUCGAGAUGGUCAACGGCUCGGACUCCGAGGUAACGUUACUUGCAGACUCCAGCGUCAAGUACGAAGCAUCACUGGUGCUGGGACUCAUCGGCGAGGCCAUCGAGCUGACGCGGCGGCUGUACCCCGGCCUGCUGGAGCGCGACCAGGACCUGCUGUUCCUGCUCAAGUGCCGCCAGUUCGUCGAGAUGGUCAACGGCUCGGACUCCGAGGUAACGUUACUUGCAGACUCCAGCGUCAAGUACGAAGCAUCACUGGUGCUGGGACUCAUCGGCGAGGCCAUCGAGCUGACGCGGCGGCUGUACCCCGGCCUGCUGGAGCGCGACCAGGACCUGCUGUUCCUGCUCAAGUGCCGCCAAGGCGUCAAGUACGAAGCAUCACUGGUGCUGGGACUCAUCGGCGAGGCCAUCGAGCUGACGCGGCGGCUGUACCCCGGCCUGCUGGAGCGCGACCAGGACCUGCUGUUCCUGCUCAAGUGCCGCCAGUUCGUCGAGAUGGUCAACGGCUCGGACUCCGAGGUAACGUUACUUGCAGACUCCAGCGUCAAGUACGAAGCAUCACUGGUGCUGGGACUCAUCGGCGAGGCCAUCGAGCUGACGCGGCGGCUGUACCCCGGCCUGCUGGAGCGCGACCAGGACCUGCUGUUCCUGCUCAAGUGCCGCCAGUUCGUCGAGAUGGUCAACGGCUCGGACUCCGAGGUAACGUUACUUGCAGACUCCAGCGUCAAGUACGAAGCAUCACUGGUGCUGGGACUCAUCGGCGAGGCCAUCGAGCUGACGCGGCGGCUGUACCCCGGCCUGCUGGAGCGCGACCAGGACCUGCUGUUCCUGCUCAAGUGCCGCCAGUUCGUCGAGAUGGUCAACGGCUCCGACUCCGAGGUGAGCGGGCUGGCGCGCUGCGUGGCGGGCGCAGGUGCGGGCGCGGGCGCGGGCUGCGGCUGCGGCGCCACCGUCAUCGCGCACACCGGCCGCCCGCCCGCCACCAACGGUGUACAGGGUAGCACGUCAGAGGAGCACGCAACAAAUUGUGACGUAGACAUGCCGCCUGCGCCGCACGCCACCAACGGCGCUCACACAGGGACGGUGCUCAAGGGCAUGCCCGGCGUCACCGCCAGCGUGGCCGCGCUGCUGCCCUUCCCAGAGGCGGCGGGCGGGUGCGGCGCGCGCGCGUCGGUGGAGCGAAUGCUGUCCUUCGGCCGCGAGCUGUACGCCAUGAGCCAGAAGCUGCAGCAGGACCGCCACCACAAGUCCAUGCUCGAGAACGCGUUUAGUUUACUAGCCUACAGCAAUCCCUGGGACAGCCCCGUGGGCUGGCAGCUGGAGCCCGUGCGCCGCGAGUACGUUUCCGAGGCGCUCAACUCCGCGAUACUCGGUGUCUCCAACUCUUCAGAGGCGGCGGGCAUGCAGUGGCGCUCGCCGGUCGAGGAGUGCGUGGCUCACUCGCGCGCGCUGCUGCAACGCAUGGCCGCGGCCGGGCUGGGCGCCUGCGCCUUCGCCGACCUGCCCGCGCUGCUGCGCCGCUGACCGCCCCGGUGCGUGCCCACACUACACUAGCAGGGCUGCUGCAGCGCACGGCGGCGGCCGGGCUGGGCGCCUGCGCCUUCGCCGACCUGCCCGCGCUGCUGCGCCGCUGACCGCCCCGGUGCGUGCCCACACUACACUAGCAGGGCUGCUGCAGCGCACGGCGGCGGCCGGGCUGGGCGCCUGCGCCUUCGCCGACCUGCCCGCGCUGCUGCGCCGCUGACCGCCCCGGUGCGUGCCCACACUACACUAGCAGGGCUGCUGCAGCGCACGGCGGCGGCCGGGCUGGGCGCCUGCCCGCAGCCGACCUGCCCGCGCUGCUGCGCCGCUGACCGCCCCGGUGCGUGCCCACACUACACUAGCAGGGCUGCUGCAGCGCACGGCGGCGGCCGGGCUGGGCGCCUGCGCCUUCGCCGACCUGCCCGCGCUGCUGCGCCGCUGACCGCCCCGGUGCGUGCCCACACUACACUAGCAGGGCUGCUGCAGCGCACGGCGGCGGCCGGGCUGGGCGCCUGCGCCUUCGCCGACCUGCCCGCGCUGCUGCGCCGCUGACCGCCCCGGUGCGUGCCCACACUACACUAGCAGGGCUGCUGCAGCGCACGGCGGCGGCCGGGCUGGGCGCCUGCGCCUUCGCCGACCUGCCCGCGCUGCUGCGCCGCUGACCGCCCCGGUGCGUGCCCACACUACACUAGCAGGGCUGCUGCAGCGCACGGCGGCGGCCGGGCUGGGCGCCUGCGCCUUCGCCGACCUGCCCGCGCUGCUGCGCCGCUGACCGCCCCGGUGCGUGCCCACACUACACUAGCAGGGCUGCUGCAGCGCACGGCGGCGGCCGGGCUG
Molecule: messenger RNA, 3549 nt
Organism: Ostrinia nubilalis (European corn borer)
Lineage: Eukaryota; Metazoa; Arthropoda; Insecta; Lepidoptera; Crambidae
Gene: RanBPM
Product: ran-binding protein 9
Exons: 13
Coding region: 49-2715 (888 amino acids)
Molecular function (GO): protein binding
Source: RefSeq, a predicted model, not a curated record